CGAUUAUCCGUCAUCGCGCGAACGUUUGAUUUCCUGAAGAGUUGUCAAACAAGUCAUAGAGCUUAAAACAGAAGCCAGUGAUGGCAGAGUGGGAUAACAUAAAGACUGACUUCGGUGGAGAUGAGACUGUCAACUUUGGACCCCGCAAGGAGUCGGGCUCAGCUCUCUACCAGAUAGACACGGUGGCCACGGUCUCCUGCCAGGAUUUAAAUAACCACAGCCUCCCAACUGUGUCAUCAAGUUUGCUAGGAGACCUGACAUGCCUGGCUGUAGAUAAGACUCUUCUCUUGAACACAGCCUCCAUCCUCAGUCUAGAUACUCCUGUGGAGGAGGUGGAGUGGAGUCCAGAUGGCAGUGUGGUAGUGCUAGGAACAUCAGGUGGCUCUGUGUUCAUGCUUGAUGCUGAAUCUACGGAUAUCAUAUUCUCUAUGAAUCUUGUGCCUCCAGAGAGACUUGUAAAUGGAAAAGCUUUCUGUAGGAUCCUUUUUACAGGUGAUAAUGACCUGGUGGUUCUCACUGCGGAUGGUCAGCUCAUAGUCCAGCCUGAUAUCUCCCUGAAUAAACAAGACGAUGGCAGCUUGGGUAAUGUGCUUACUGAGAGUGUUCAAAUGACGAGCAUUUCCCCCUAUCAGAGCCGAGUACAUGAUAUUGUGGCAGUCAACAAAAACAUUUACACACUGGGAGGUGGGGAGAGUGUACUAUGCCACUGGAACUACAGAUCUGGUACCUUGGAGCUUGUGGAUGAGACUCCAUCCCUUCUCUCUAAUGAUGUUGAGCUGAAGGUAGGAGAGAUCACCACUGAUGGACACUACAUCUUCGCAAUUGACUCAAACCAUCAUGUGAGUGUAUGGGACCUGUCCAUGUUGGUUUGUGUGCAACAGUUCACAGAUAUGCAGGUCACUGAUAUUUGCCUCUUAGAAACCAACACUUCACAAAACAACAGCCUUGACGGGAUGAAGCUGGUUGUGUUGACGAAGGGAGACGGGGGAGAGUGUAGUCUCAAAGUACAGGCUCUACCAGACUGGUCUACAGUCUACAACCUCCAACUUGCUGCUCCAAGCUUACUUGCAAAGUGCUCUACUUUUCAGGAUGCUCUUUACAUAGCAGAGUUUAUUGGAACAGAAGGAAAACCAGAGACGUUGAGCACCCUGAGAUACAGAAGGUUGAGUGAGACAGAUCCUAAAACCAGAUUGUACCGCAUCCUGCAGAAGAACAAGUUUGAGGAAGCUGAACAGUUCGCCAACCUCUUCCGCCUUGAUAUUGAGCUGGUCCACAAGGUGAAGGCCAAUUACCUGAUUGACCAGUUGUCUCCCUGGAACGCUGAUAAGCACAGCCAGAUAGAGGUGGCCACCAUGAUACAGCAGCUGUGGAUCUGCCUAGAAACCAUUGUGGAUGAAGUCCACAUGGUAGAGAGCUGCAUGAUGGCUUCCCUACCAACCUUCUGUGACACAGAGAAACUGCUCAACUACUGCAAAACAAGGCUGGAUAAGUCAGCGAGCAGCAAGGCCCCAGCUGAGCGGGAGAGGGUCAGUGAACAGUACAGCAAGCUGUUGAAAAUUCAAAGAAGGCUGACAACAUUCAAGUUAGCAUUUGGAGAGAAGAGUUUUACUGGUGAGGUAUGGCGUCAGUUUGUGGAGAAGAACCUUCUGUCUGAGGCCUUGCGACUGCUGGACCAAGGCCAAGUGGACACUGCCUUCAUCAUCUGGAUACGGCACCAGUGCCAGUGGACCAAUCAAAUCAACCGGCCCCUGAUUCAGCAGUUACUGUCGGUGCUACAUGAUGGUGUUAGCUCCCCUGACCUGCUCUCCUACAUCUGUGAUGGGCUUCUACCCUCUGUGGUCAGGGAGGUUCCACAGGCACUGGAGGAUAUUGUGGACUUUGUCAUUGAGAAAACCAAGAACCUGGAAGUUACCCAUAAGGAUGAGUGGCCUAAGAAUGCGAUACAGUUUGCUGACUUUUCCCAUCGUCGUCUGCGAGAGGCAUCGGCCGUAGUUCUUGAUGAUGAGACAUGUAUGGCCACUGACAAUGCUCACAAGACAAAAGUUAAUAUGGAGGAGGUGUUGAGCCCACUGGCUGGUCUGAUUGUGAAGCUACACCAGCUGGAUGAUGUCUUGCAUAAGUACCGCUGUCGACUAUCCCUGGCCCAGUUCCUCCAGGAAACCAAGGAGACAAUAGCGUUCAGGAUGCUGGACAAGGUCGUGGCCUUGGAACUGAUUGCCCCAACUCUAGAACGACAGAUACGCCCCUACAUGGCUGAACACAAUCUCAACCAGGACACCAUCUUCUCCAAGUAUAUCAGAGACUUGCUUGAGCGUUAUGGCCAGGUGCAGAGUUUUGGUGGUGAGACUGCCUGGGAGGCUAAAUCCGCUGCCAUAUUGGACUGUAUUACAGAUGUGGAGCAAAAGAUCAAUGGUAUUCUGGAAGUGAUGCAGUUUGCUCCAAUACCAUGGAGCUCUCGUGUUGAACAGCUGGUCCAGGCUUCCCUCAAGCUCAAACAUUGCAAGGUGGAAAGUAUCCGGGAGCAGUGUCUGCACGUAGAGGUGAAAAAGUUGAUGAUGAAAUAUGGCUUCAAGAACACAGAGGUCCCUGAGGGUCCGGAGGCUGAGCACCUGAUGUACAUGAUGUUGAGCCAGGAUAAGCCGGGAUGUCUGGAGGAUGCCCAACAGGUGAAGUCAUGUGACCCAGACCUGAGUCUCCGCCUGCACACUUUCAGACUGAGGCAGCUCAUUGCAGCAGACAGGCUGGAGGAGGGCCUGGAGCUACUUAGGAACCUGGCCCCAGCCCUUGGGGUGAGAGUGGGGUCAGCCAUUGUCAAUCUGGCCACUGUCAAACUGGACUACACUGUGGACAUCUCUCACAUACAGGACCAGAUCAACAGUGAGAAGAGGCUGUAUACAGAUGCUGCCAUCCAUGUCCUCAAGUACCUACAGUCCAGGGAGAAAGACCCUCUUAUGAUAGCUGACCUCAAGGAGCAGGAAAGUGUGCUCAAGAAUAUGAGGGCCCUACAGGUGGAGUUUUCGGAGUACCUGACAGUUGUUGAGUAUUCUAGUGAGGAGCACAGGCUGGAAAUCAUGUACAACUAUAUCAAGGAGUUCUAUAUUGCCCUGAAAAAGUCUCCAAAGACUGUUAGCUACGCAAAAGUUUACAGGCUGGCCCACAUUCUUAACAUUCCUCACAUCAGCAUCCUGGGUCAGAUGGCCAUCCGCUCAGCCAACUUAGGCAACAUCAACACAGCUGUGCAGAUAUGCAGGGACCUGUAUGAGUCAAGUCACAGCCAAGAGGUGGCAUGCACACUGAUGGAGGUUGUGAGAGCAUUCCUUGACCUUCUGGCUGAGGUUGACCUUGAGGCUGACACACCCACCACUAGCAAACUCCGCCUCCUGCCUGACGUCUGCUGUCGCCUUGCCAACCAAGCAGUCUCGAUUUGUGACCCAGAUUGUCUGUGCGAAUACCUGGAGGUGUGUCGGGCGUGCUCUCUGCUCCAGGACGUUGGGCGCCAGUGUGAGGCUGGGGAUGACUCCCUCUCUGCCCAGUGGGGAGAGGGUGGUGAUGUCCAUAUAGAUCGGGAGUUAUGGGCGGACCUGUCCCUGGAUGUGUUCCAAGAAGAUGCUCUUAUAAUGUCCUCCAGCAUAGCCUUGCCCCUCGUGGCCAAGUACAUACAGCUAAACCCACUCUACAAUGCACAAGACCCAGAUGAAGAAAAGCCUGCUGAUGAGCGUUCAGCGGUGGAUCAGAUGUGUACAGGGGUGGUUCCUGUGGUGCAGCAUCUCCGUGGCAACUCCCAUAUCCAGCUCGCCCUCGCGUUCUCUGUACACAUGCUCCAUACUUUACUCAAGUACACACUUCAGCAGGACAUGGGACUUACAUAUACAUCAGAGGAGGAGAAGGCCGAGAACGUGGCCUGCCAGAAGGCGUACACAGAUCUGAAUAGGACCAGCCAAGCCAUGCUCAAGGAACUUGUCUUUACUCUUCUCAUGAAGAUAUUCAGUGGUUCUCGUGUGGAUGAGCAUUUGGCGUUCAUGUAUCUCUCCACACGGCCUAAACGGGAGGUGAUGGACUGUAUGCUCCGCCUCACCAAGACCGCAUCACAAAGCAGUCAUAAAAAACUGAAGGUGGUAGCAUCACUAGGUCAGGCGUUGGGUCAGAUAUUGAAGGAGGUGAACAUGAUCAGCAGCUGUCAGGACCUUGAGGCCAAUGCCACCUGGGGUCACAGGCUCUCCAAGAUGAAGAUAUCGUUCCGAGAUGCCAUUCUGGGUCCUAACAGCGAAAAGACCAAACUGCUACCUGCUAUAGCUCAGAAUCCUGCCGCCGACACCAAGCUGGUCACAGAGUUCUGCCAGGCGUUUAAGCUGGAUGAGGAUGAGGGCCUGCUGUUAUAUCUUGACCACCUGUUUGUGCCUGGAGCCACCAGCGAGCCUGAAACAGAAGCCCGGAACUCCAACAUCGCCCGGGCAUACCAGGCCAUCACCAGGGUAAAAAACCAGGAUCAGCUUGUAUUAAGGAUCAAGAAAAUCUACUACAGGACAAGCGCAUAUGACUAUGAGACACUGAAGUUUUGCCUGGAAGUGAUGAAGACCCAGCCCGGCCCGGAGCUCGAAGACAUUCCUGUACAGAAGGGUUUGCAAUUACUGGAGCACCUGAUGAUCUACACAAGGGUGUCCUCCCCUUCUGAGUAUGAGACGGAGUUCAAGAUUGGUGGUGACAAGAAAGAGUCACAGAUGUUCCUGGCCUCAUUGCCUCCAGAGAGCAAGACUAGGCUGCCUCUCCAUCCACUCCUGCAUGGAGAUCCAUGGAAAAUCAUUACACCAGAACUGAGGAAGAAGACUGUCAACACUUGGUUACUGAUUGCUAAACUUCUUACGCUGUCUCCGGACCAGAUCUGUCUAACAGCUGUACAGAACAUGGUUCGUGUGUACACGGAGAACUUCUCCUCCCCGGAUGCUGGCACCGACAUGUCCCUCUGGCAUUGGAGGCCUGACCAGGCUAACAGCGCCUUCCUACAGGACCUACAGCAGGUGUUACACAGCAUCAAGAACUGUGAGAGCUCCCUGGCCUGUGCCAAGUGGAUGGUCAACAAAUUGCCACUAGGCUCAGAGAAGGUGCUGGUUCUGGAUCAGUGCAUCAAGUUGGCUGAAUUGUGGCACCAUAGCAUCCCUGAUGAGAGUGCCAAGAAGGAGAAGGCGAUGCAGGCAUACUUGAAGUUCCGUAGCCACUGGCAAAAAAUGGCGUCGGCUCAGGCCCUGUGCCUGAACAGCCUUGGGGAGGCGGAGCUACUGCAGGCCACAGACCGGCCCUCCCAGCUCAUACAACGCCUAUACGAGCACCCCAGCAUCACCGACACGGCAUGGGACUGCUCCACACAGAGACCAGAUAUUCACACAGCUGCAGAGAGGAUUGCUCACAUCAACAACAUCCACCUGGACGCGAUCCAGCACUCACUUAUUGAGAAGUGGUUACAGGCAGGGAUAAAAGCACAGCAGGAGUCCGACACAACAAUGACAUUCAGCCUGGAGAACCUGAAGUUUGCUGAGUCCAUGAUUGAAGUGAAAGACUCAGAUGAGGAGAUCAAUUUCAGAAGGAUCAUUCAUCUGGUGAAGAGAGAAAACCGAGAGAGUAACCUGCUGAAACUGUUUGACUUUGCCCUAAAGCCAGGAGAUGGUCGAGACACGAUGUGCUCCAUCCAGGCCUUACGAUGUCUCUUGCACCUCUGUGAUGAAGCUACAGUGAAGAAGGAGUGUAACAAGUCACUGGAGGAUAUCAGAAAGUUGCUGUACGUGAUGGUAUACAUAGCCGGCCUGGAGAAACUCCAUAUCCGCCACACAGUGGACACCUUCAUCUCCUGCCAGAAGGAAGGGCUUAUCAGGGGCAUCUGGAAAAACCACUCCCACGAAAAAUCUGCUGUGAGCCUAGUAUCCAGUCUGUGCCUUGACUACGAGAUCUACGACAUUCAUCUCUGGAAUUCCAUUCUACAAAGGCUGCACUCGUUUGGUCUGAUGCGUCAGUUGGAGUAUGUUCUGGUGAGACUGAACAAUGUGCCAGAGUUAUGGCCCCUGCCAGCCCUACCCAAGAUGUGGUUCACUGUCGUGUCAACAAGCCUCCUUAAAGUGUGUGCUCCAUUAAGCAAGGAGCAGAUAGACACCACUGUUCGCUACUUCAAUUUACUUGUCAGCUGCCCAGUGGUUCAAGAAGUGGAUGGGACCAGUCUGUCCCGCAUGUACCAGAAGCUGGAGCUGCCUGCCUGCGCUCUCGGGGCUCUCCUUAUGACAUCUGACAAGGAGGCUCUGCAGAGUUUCAUUAGCCAGCAUGGAAACCAGAUACUGUCCAAUGUAAAAUCACUCUGCACAGAAAAUGGCUUUAACCAUGGCCUGGCAGUCAAGAUAGAGGAAAGCGUGUAUGAGGAGAUUCUAGCUGGAGAACGUUUCGAGAUGGUACUAAAUAGCCCACAACAGAAAUUGUUUGUGGCAUACUGCAUCCGUGAGAAGAACAUUGACACACUGCUCGUCUUCUCCGUAAAACAUCACAUGAUCGGGGAGGCCAAGCAGCUGGUUGGGGUGUACAUUGGCGCCCACACAGAUGUAGCACUGAAGGUUGGCCGACAUGUUGACGUGGAUGAAGAAGAGGAGGACCAGCCACUGGCCAUGCUAAAGGGUUACCUGAGCAUGCAGGGGCUGCAGGAAUACCUGGGGAUGUUGGAGUGAUCUACAUGAGAAUGGAUGAGACAGACUUGACUUUUAAUUAUAAUUCUACUUCAGUGUGCUCUCCCUCUUCAUAUUACUACAGAUCUGAAAGUGCUUCAUUUACAAGGAACAUUAUUAUGUUAGCAUAUUUCAAGAUUUUUAUAAUGUUUAUGUACCAUACCGGGUAACUCUUUUCUAUAACUCUCCUUUUUGAAGAAUUGUUAUCGCUGCUUCAAACUGGCCCCAAAUCACGAAAAUACUUAAGUCAAAUUUCAAACUCAACUCAUCUUACCACAUAAAAACAUAGUAUUGUUCAAAAUCUUGCAUGUUUUUAUACCUUUUGAAAAUAAAUUUUCUCAUGUAAUGUGAAUUUUACAAAUUUCAAAGAAAACUUAUUCUAGAGCAAAAAAUAUACUUGAGUAAUUGUUAAAAGGCAAUGAUCUAUAUAAGCUAUGCUUUUGAUCAAAUUCUUUGUUUUUCAUUGAUGUAUAUAUGUUGUCUUGUGUUAUUUUCCUCAAUAAAUAUGUUUAAACUAAAAGGCAAUGAAUAGUACUCAAGUACAUUUUUGGCUGUAGAAUAUUUUCCAUUGGAAUCUAGACCAAAGGUUUUAAUCAACAUAUUCAAUGAUAGAAUGCGGUUUAAAAAUGAGUAAAAAACAUAUAUAUUAUUUCAAUAAAUUUUGAGUUAUAUGGUAAAAUGAGUCGAGAUUGAGUUUGAGAUUUGACUUAAGUAUUUUCGUGAUAUUAGGGCCUGGUGUUCAUUCAUUAUGAUGUUAGCCUCAAAUACCACAUGUGUUGAUUGAUAAAAAUAUUAGCCUCAAAUACCACUCAUGUUGAUUAAUAAUGAAGUUAACCUCAAAUACCACAAGUGUUGAUUAUGAUGUCAGCCUUGAACACAACAGGUGUUCAUUUGUUAUGAUGUUAGCCUCAAAUAACACACAUGUUCAUUAGUUAUGAUAUUAGCCUCAUAAAUAAAUAAAGAAAAUGAAAGUA
Mya arenaria is the source of this 7669-nucleotide messenger RNA. Its product is annotated as kinetochore-associated protein 1-like. The record is from RefSeq and is a predicted model, not a curated record. Lineage: Eukaryota; Metazoa; Mollusca; Bivalvia; Myida; Myidae. The transcript is spliced from 64 exons. Gene Ontology annotation, biological process: mitotic sister chromatid segregation; protein localization to kinetochore involved in kinetochore assembly; mitotic spindle assembly checkpoint signaling. Gene Ontology annotation, cellular component: kinetochore microtubule; cytoplasm; RZZ complex. Bases 81 to 6698 code for a protein of 2205 amino acids. Gene Ontology annotation, molecular function: small GTPase binding.